Molecule: messenger RNA, 1677 nt
Organism: Argiope bruennichi
Lineage: Eukaryota; Metazoa; Arthropoda; Arachnida; Araneae; Araneidae
Product: RNA-binding protein lark-like
Exons: 8
Coding region: 166-915 (249 amino acids)
Cellular component (GO): cytosol
Molecular function (GO): mRNA binding
Source: RefSeq, a predicted model, not a curated record
CUUGUUAGAAAUUGGCAACAAGUUUUGCGGCGUCCAUCUCACUUGUAAUUUCUGCCUAUAGGUCAAUACCUCAUCUGGCACAGCUUCGGCGUUGUUUUAGCCAAUUGUGCUUUGUGUAUGGUAAUAAUUUAAUCAGUUGAAAAAAUACAUCAUCCUGACUGAAACAUGAGUGCUCCUAAAACUAAGAUUUUUGUUGGUCAUUUGCCCGAUGGCUGUACAGAUGAUGACUUACGUGCAUUAUUUGAAAAGUAUGGAGAAGUCACUGAAUGUGAUGUAAUUAAUAAAUAUGGCUUUGUGCAUAUGGCUACUCCAGAACAGGCUGCAGAAGCUGUUAAACAGCUUAAUAAUUACAACUUAAUGGGUUCAACAAUAAGUGUGGAGCCUUCCAAGAGCAAGUUGCAUCCUGAACCUGGUGCUCCAGGUCGAGCUAAUAAGCUGUCUAUGAUAAGUCGCAGAGGAGGAGGAGGUCCCCAACGUAAUGGCUAUGGUCCACCUAGAGGUGGAUUUGGUGGUGGUUUCUCAAAUGGUUAUGGAGGAAGACGCUAUGAUGGACCUCCCAUGGGUGGAGAUUCGUAUUAUGAUCGUUCCUUUGGCUUUCCAAGUCCAAGAGAACGUAUGAGACCAUAUCCCCCUCCCUUUGAACGACGCAGUCCAACUAUGCCACCCAUGCGAGAUGAAUAUUCAAGAAGGCCAUUGCCUCCAAUAUCUUCAGAUCCAUACGCCAGACCCUUGCCUCCAUUGAGCAUGCGAGAUGAUUUAUAUGAACGACGACCAAUGCCUGAACGUUCAGAUUAUCUGUAUUCAAGGCGAUCACCUCCUUUGUCAUCAAUGAGAUCUCCUUACGGAUAUGAUUCCAUGUACAAUGGCAGCCGAGUCCCGCCUCCUUCUGCGACUAGACGACUCUCGUAUUUUUGAAAAGUACACAGGGAAUCGCGCCGUUGAAGAUCCGCUCAAAACUUUUUCCGCCAUCCGUAACGAAAAACGACCGUUAACCGUUUGAGCGUAUAACAGAGAACCGCUGUUUUAUAGGAAGAGACAGCCACUUUUAACGAUUAUUUUGUAGAAAUUUGUGUCAUUGUCAUUUUUUAUUAACCAUUUCCAGAAUCGUUUUCCAUCGAUUAUAUGUAGAGAACUCUGUUAAGGCUUCCUACAAGUAUACACCUCAUUUCUUUCUAAUGUAUUAUAAUUUUUUUAUUGUGAUGUGUGAAUGUUGAGAAUUUUGUUAGCGAAAUACGAUCACUAGUGAUGGCUUCCGAUGUUUUUCACGUAUCUUAAUGCCGAAUAAAAAGUGUAAAAAAAAAGUCUGAAGUGUGCGAUGUUUCUUUAAUUUAUUGAACUCGAUGUGUAACUUAUCAAUAUUAAGAAUGUGUAAUUUUAUUAUGUAAUUGCGAAAAUGAGAAUGAAACGAUUUCCUAUGAAUAAUUUAUAAGCUAACUCUUUGCGAAUACUAAAUAAAGGCUGACGAGUAUUUUUCAAUGAAUUCACGCUAGUUCUAUUUUUGCGUAGCAAGGUAAAAACCGUAAAUUUAGAUAAGCUGUGCCAAAAGGGUGAUGAAUGUUGAAGUGGAAAUUGUUUUAUCUCAUUCUUUCUGGAAACUUUUCUGUUCCGUACAUUUUGUUUUAACUGCAAAAUGUUGUUCUUCCAAAUUUCUUAGGAUUUAUCUUUUAUCAUGCAUAG